UUGUCGCUUCAGAACACUCGGAACUUUCUACAAACAGCUGGUGUUUGAAAUUGAAAAGUGCCGAUAUCAAGAAAAUUUCAUCAAUUGCUCGAAAAGAAAGGAAAAACAAUGAACGAAAAUAAUGAUGAAAAAACUAAUGAAGAGGCUUUCUCUAUUAGUAUCAUGGAGAACAUAGAGGAAGAGUAUGGAAUGUUUGUGUGGCCAUGUAGUAUUGUUCUGGCUGAGUAUAUCUGGCAACAAAGAUCAUUUUUUACUGGGAAAUCUGUUCUUGAGCUUGGUGCUGGAACUUCUUUGCCUGGUUUAGUUGCUGCAAAAGUUGGGGCGAACGUCACAUUAACAGAUGAUUCAAGCAGACUAGAGGUACUGGAAAACAUGAGAAGAGUUUGUCACCUCAAUAAACUCAACUGUAAAAUAAUGGGAAUCACUUGGGGAGAAUGGGAUCUACCUAUAUUCAGUCUACAACCGAGCAUCAUCUUGGGAGCCGAUGUAUUAUAUGACUCAAAAGACUUUGAUAAUCUCUUCACGACAGUCACUUUCCUGCUUCAGAAUACCCCUGGAUCCGUCUUUAUAACAUCUUACCAUAACCGAAGUGGUCAUCACCUAAUAGAGUAUUUAAUGGUAAAAUGGAGCUUAAAAUGUACAAAACUUCUUGAUGCAUUUUCUUUCAUGCCAUCUUGCAAGUGUUCCACUCUAACGGGGAAUAUUCAAUUGGUAGAAAUAACAUUGGAUGAUCAACAGUCACUAGCAUGAGGUACCACAUCAAGUACAGAUUGUGCAGAAGCCUUAGCGAUUCAGAAGGCGGUGAAGUGGGCUUUAAAACUACAACUCAGAGAAUCCAAGCUUCGAAGCAAUAUAGCAAAGGUGUGGUUUUCCUUUUGAACAAGAAGCCUGCAAGUUGUGAUUAUAGAGCAGAGACUAUAUUAUCAAAUGUCCAAAGUUCUUUGGAGAUUUUGGCAAAGAUGUCCAAAGGUCAUGUACAGGAAAUUACCGAAGUUAA
Molecule: messenger RNA, 997 nt
Organism: Papaver somniferum (opium poppy)
Lineage: Eukaryota; Viridiplantae; Streptophyta; Magnoliopsida; Ranunculales; Papaveraceae
Product: methyltransferase-like protein 23
Exons: 8
Coding region: 109-750 (213 amino acids)
Cellular component (GO): nucleus; cytoplasm
Source: RefSeq, a predicted model, not a curated record